GUAGACUGUGCUUGUUUAUUGUCUGUGUAAAAACAAUAUUUGAAAACAUAACAGAAUGUUUAAGAUAUCAGAUAUGACACGGACAUUGCCACGACAACAACAGACUUAACUGGCCAGAUUUCUAUUGUUUGUUUUUAAAUUAAUUGAAUUAGUUGAUUUUGUCCAGACUUUCAGUGUGGGACCAAAGAAGCCCCCUCUUCUUGUCUGGAACUAACUGAGAUAGCUGUGUUCAAACUUUCAGAGAAUCCUCUCUUCUUGUCUGGGACAAGCUCAGCUGCUGCACGUCACUAUGACUGAGACCGAUGACCAACUGAUGACCGAGUGCAGUGCAACAGUCAUCACACCAUUACCAGAAAACAGGGAGCCCACAUCGGCCGUGGAAGAGUCAAGUGGCACAACCUUCCAUCGGUUCUGCAUUAAGUUUCUCUUUAGCCAUUGGCCAGGCUAUCUGGCUCUUUUGGUCAUAGGGAUUGGCUGUGUUAUUCAUGGAAUUUACCUGCCUUGCACAGACGACCAUCUCCUGCAAAAGGUUGCAUCCCGCAUGAUGCUCGCCUACUUCUUUGGGGAGCUGGUAAUCAGAGUGGAGGCGCUGGGCUUCUCAGGAUACUUUUCAUACAACUGGCACAGAUUCGACAUCUUUGUUAUUUGUGUAGAGCUUGUAGACUUAAUUCUUGAACUUUGUGAGAUACACCUAUCACUCUCCUAUUCAGUUUCCCCAUUGCGACUGUUGAGCAGAAUUGAAGAGAUGCGCAAGUUGGUGACCAUGCUCGUGGGGAUCCUGCCCAUGCUGGGAAAUGUAAUCUUACUCUAUAUACUCGUCAUAUACAUCUUUGCCAUUGUGGGAGUCCAGCUGUGGGCGGGGGACCUGCUUUACCGCUGCUUUUUGCCAGAUGAGAUGCUUGCAAUGUACAGCAACUUAACUCCGAGCUACGGGUCUGUCCCUGGCGAAAGAUUUCCCUUCAUCUGUACCCUCAGCGAAGGCAUGCGGUUCUGUAGAGACAUACCUGCCAAUCGUAACGGCAAUCUCAUCUGUACGUUACCCGCUCCCCACCUGGAUCCACUUGCUUCAACCCGUAACGGUAGUCAGUGUGUUAACUGGAACGCAUACUACAACAUAUGUCGUAUUAGUGGACAAAACCCGAACUUGAACUCUAUAAACUUUGACAACAUCGGCUACUCCUGGAUUGCCGUUUUCCAGUCCGUCACACUGGAAGGCUGGUCUGACAUAAUGUACUAUGUGAUGGACGCACACUCCUGGUGGAGUUUUGUGUAUUUCGUCGUCCUCACAAUUCUCGGCUCCUACAUCAUAAUGAACACAUGUGCCGUUGUUAUUGCCACCCACUACUCAGAUGCCAUGAAACAUGAGCCUGGAAGGAGGUUUCCUGGAACUGUGAGCUUCCGUGAAGUUUGGCAUGGUAUAAAGGCAAGGAUUUCAACACUCGUCUCAAGAGUGAGUAGCAUGCUGGGCUCCCAUCAUCACCACAUAGAGGAAUCAUCACUGCUGGGCCGGUGCUGGCUGCCUAUCCGUAGGAAGCUAGAGAUGCUCGUGACAGGGACAUACUUCAACAGGUUUAUCACAAGUGCUAUUCUGCUCAACAUCCUAACCAUGGCCAUCGAGCACCAUGACCAGCCUGAGAUGUUGACGGAUGUAUUAAAGAUCUCUAACUUUGCCUUCACGGGUCUGUUUGCCCUGGAGAUGAUCCUGAAACUGGUGGCCUUGGGGCUAGACUACUUUCAGGACUGGAGCAACAACUUUGACUGUCUCAUAGUUAUCAUUAGUCUGUGGGAAUUGCAAGCUGAAAGUGACAGCAGGCUGUCGGUCAUGCGUGCAUUUCGAGCCCUGCGGUUCGGGAGGCUUGUGCAUUUCCUCCCCUACCUGUACAGACAACUGAUGGUGCUGAAGAGGACCAUUGAGGAGGCAGCCAUGCUCUGCUGGCUGCUGUUCUUCAUUAUCUUCCUCUUCAGCGUCGUGGGAAUGCACAUGUUCGGCUGCCUAAUUAAGGGAGACAUACGUGAUUCCGGAAGCAAAAGCUUCGACAAGAUUGACGCGCGGAAAAACUUUGACGACCUCGUUUGGGCUAUGGUCACAGUGUUCCAGGUUCUGACGUUAGAAGAUUGGAACUUUGUCCUUUACAACUGCAUGGCCUCUGUCUCACCAUGGACCGCCGUGUUUUUCGUGUUGAUGAUUAUUGUGGGGAAGAACGUGAUUCUCAACAUCUUGGUGGGGAUUGUUGUUGAGAACUUCCAGAACCAGCCCGAAGAUCACGCAACACUUUCAGGAAUUCCUUCAACCAUUGACCGUCGCGCCACUAUAGUUUCCGAACAAGACCAACUAAACGCUGAGUCCAGCUCUGCUCAGGAGCAGCAGCUUCAAGUGGAAGAAGCCAGAGCUGUCCCGACUGACCAGGAACUGCGAGCUCUAGGCUGGAAGCGCUGGUUCAAAGAGCAUGAAGAUUGGUCCUUCUAUGUAUUUUCUCCACAGAAUAGGUGGCGUAUAUUUUGCGACAAACUGGUGUCCCACAGGCAUUUCAACACAGGGAUUCAGCUCGUCAUCUUGCUGAACUGCAUUACUAUUGCUUUUGAGAGGCCUACUAUCCCGCCUGAUAGCAAUGAACGAUUUUACUUGGAUAAAGCCAAUGACGCCUUUUCCGCCAUCUUUCUCAUAGAAAUGCUACUGAAGAUGGUAGCACAAGGUCUGAUCAUUGGGAAAACCACCUAUUGCCACAGUCCCUGGAACAACUUGGACGGCUUUCUGGUAGUCAUGUCUGUAAUAGACAUCGCCAUCCUGCUGGGGACGGAGGAGGGAUCCUCCAGACCUCUGGCUAUCCUUAAAAUACUGCGUCUGCUACGUGCGCUCCGUCCCCUCAGGAUGAUUGAACGGACCCCCCAACUGAGACUGGCUGUGGAAGCGCUGUUAGCUUCCGUUAAGCCCAUGGGAAACAUCAUUAUCAUUUGCGGCAUUUUCUUUUUCUUUUACGGUAUCCUUGGAGUGCAGCUGUUCAAGGGAAAGUUCUUUUACUGCCAUGGUUCCAAUGUAUCGAUGAUCGUCAACAAGUCGGACUGUCUCUCGUCCAAUUACGAAUGGUUGCUUAAGGAGUACAACUUUGACAACCUGGUUUCGGCUCUGAUAUCAGUGUUUGUCAUGUACUCCAAGGACGGCUGGGUCGAACUGAUGUAUGACGGGCUUGAUGCUGUUGGAGUGGACCAGCAGGUAUUUGUUUUCACUCCUGCGUGCUACUAAAGCUUGACAGAAUGGAAAAGAGCAAUAUUUAAUUGUGGAAGAAACACAGUUCCUGAAAAUUUCCCAGGUUCUUUCGUAAAAUUGCCUGCUGGUAGCUUUGCAAAGAUUAGUUUAGUUGCGAAUAGGGAGUUUUUAGAUCUUGCUUAACCUAUCUCCCUACGUUUGCUGUGUCUAAACAGAAAAUGGUGGCAACCAUAGCAACUAUAGAAGUGGUUAAAAUUUUUCUAGAUGGGAACACAUACUGAUAUCGAUUGGUUGAUUCCAUGUGGUUAAAAAAAAUAA
Molecule: messenger RNA, 3523 nt
Organism: Poecilia latipinna (sailfin molly)
Lineage: Eukaryota; Metazoa; Chordata; Actinopteri; Cyprinodontiformes; Poeciliidae
Product: voltage-dependent T-type calcium channel subunit alpha-1H-like
Exons: 25
Coding region: 290-3241 (983 amino acids)
Biological process (GO): membrane depolarization during action potential; calcium ion import; transmembrane transport
Cellular component (GO): neuron projection; plasma membrane; voltage-gated sodium channel complex
Molecular function (GO): low voltage-gated calcium channel activity; voltage-gated sodium channel activity
Source: RefSeq, a predicted model, not a curated record